Drosophila guanche is the source of this 5401-nucleotide messenger RNA. It is a transcript of the gene Hr4, whose product is annotated as hormone receptor 4. Gene Ontology annotation, molecular function: DNA-binding transcription factor activity; sequence-specific DNA binding; zinc ion binding. The record is from RefSeq and is a predicted model, not a curated record. The transcript is spliced from 6 exons. Lineage: Eukaryota; Metazoa; Arthropoda; Insecta; Diptera; Drosophilidae. Gene Ontology annotation, biological process: regulation of DNA-templated transcription. Bases 130 to 5262 code for a protein of 1710 amino acids.
AAAGCACCACCACCAACCCCACCCCGCACCACCACCAAUCCACCACCAAUCCACCACCCUGUUGGAAAUGCAUUUGUGUUGGAGCCUGCCCUGCCCCAAGGUAGCGAGCAGCGGGCAGCGGCUGUCUAGAUGCUUCCCGAACCCGAAGUCACAAUAAUACCAAAAACAAGAAAAACAAAAACAAAGAUACCAAAACACACACACACAACAACAAGCAGAGGCAACACACAAAUGCACAAAAAGAUAAGAAACAGCAAGAAGAAAAAGCAAAACAAAAACAAGAAAAUCAAACCAAUCGGCAAAGAAGAGAAUUUUUUGUUUUUAUCCAAAUUUGAGAAAUUUGAUAAAUUGGCAAAGACAAGAACAAACCAAAUUACAAUGACAUCCAUAGGAAUUAUGACACUGAGCCGUGGCCCGUACAGCGAGCUCGAUAAAAUGAGCCUUUUUCAAGACCUCAAACUCAAACGCCGGAAAAUCGAUUCGAGAUGCAGCAGUGACGGAGAGUCCAUUGCGGACACAUCGACCUCGUCGCCGGAUCUUUUGGCGCCGAUGUCACCGAAGCUCUGCGACAGCGGCUCAGCCGGCGUGUUACCCCUGACACUGCCGCUGCCGCUGCCCCUGCCGCUGCCAUUGAGCCUGCCGCUGCCCAUGGCCCUGCCCCUGCCACUGCCACUGACCACCUCGGCCGCGGCCGCAUCGGUGGCGGCGGUAUCUGUGUCCCUGGCAGCAGCGGCGGUGGCAUCAGCGGGAACGGGAACGGGCACGGGAUCUGGAUCUGGAGGCGGAGCAACAGCAACAUCAACAGCUCCCUCCGUGUCCACAUCGAUAUCAGCGGUGGCCUCCUCCUCCACAUCAUCGCUGUCAUCGACAUCCUGCGCCUCCUCCUCGUCCUCUUCGUCAUCCUCGCUCUCCACCUCCUGCCCCAGCAGCAGCAGCAGCCGCAGCGGCAACAACACCAUCACCAUCACAUCCAAGGCCGGCCAGGUAGCCGGCUCCGGAGCAAGUAUCAAAAAGGAGCACUCAGAGAUUCACUCCUCCAGCAGCGGGAGCAGCAGCAGCGGCAGCGCAGUGACGACAGCGGCGGCUGCCUCCUCGGCAAUGUCACCACCGCCCACGGAGCAUCAGGCUCGUUCCAGCAGUCCGCCCACGUCGGAGGUGGCAGGCACCGCAGUGGCGCCCAGCGGUGGAUCGAUGAGCGGGGGGACGCGGGCAACGCCAACGCCGCCGCACAACAAUGGGGGCGCGGCAUCCAGUUCGAGCAAUGGCGGCGGCAGCAGUCGCGCCUCACCCGACUCCCUGGAGGAGAAGCCCUCGACGACAACGGGGCAGCGGCCCCAUCCGGGACCCACCAACGGUGUCCUCUCAUCCUCCACCACCACCAGCAGCUCCUCCUCGUCGUCCUGCUCCGCGGUCUCGGCCAGCAGCAAGCAGAGCCCGGGCGAGGUCAAUCUGAGCGUGAUCCGAUCCGUCAAGGAGGAGCGCCUGCUCACCGUCUCCACCAAGAUGCUCGCCUUCCACCAGCAGCGGGAGCGUGAGCGGGAGCAGGAGAGCAAGGCGGCAGCAGCAGCAGCAGCAGCGGCAGCGGCGGCGGCCGGACAUGUGACGGUGCUGGUCACUCCGUCGCGCAUCAAGUCGGAGCCACCGCCGCCCGGCUCGCCCUCUUCCACCUCCAACACGCAGCGAGAACGGGAGAGGGAGAGGGAAAGGGAACGAGACAGGGAUCGAGACAGAGACAGAGAAAGGGAGCGAGAAAGAGAGCGAGACAGGGACAGGGAUCGAGAUCGGGAACGGGAACGGGAACGGGAAUCCUCAUCGUCAAUCAGCUCCUCCCAGCAGCAUUUGAGCCGGGCCAGUCCGCCUCUGGGCGUGGGCCAGCAGCUCUCGCACGUGCCGCUGAGCGGCAGCGGGCACGGGCUGUCCACGGCCAUCGUCCAGACGCACCACCUGCACCAGCAACUGACACAGCCGCUGACCCUGCGCAAGAACAGUCCGCCAACGGAGCUGCAACUGGGCCAGAGUCCGCAGCAUCUGCUCAGUCAGUCCAUGCAGCAUCUCACCCAGCAGCAACAGCUCCACCUGCAUCAUCUACUCGGCCAGCAGCAGCAGCAGCAGCAGCAGCAGCAAUCGCCCCACCAGCAGCAGCAGCAGCAGCAUUCUCCGCACUCCCUGGUGCGUGUGAAGAAGGAACCAAAUGCGGGCACACAGUCGGCUCAGCGGCAUCUGUCGCCGCAUCACCAGCAGCAAUCGCCGCACAUGCAACACCACCAACAGCAGCAGCAGCAGCAACAGCAGCAGCAACAUCACCACCAGCAACAGCAGCAGCAGCAGCAGCAAAGGGAACCGCCACCGCAGGCGUUGGCAUUGAUGCAUCCGGCGUCGCUCUCCCUGCGCCACCCGAAUCGGGAUGCGGCCAUACUCUUCCGGGUGAAGAGCGAGGUGCAUCAGCAGGUGUCGGUGGGCUUGCCACAUCUGAUGCAGUCCGCGGGCGGAGCAGCAGCAGCGGCGGCGGUGGCCGCCCAACGGAUGGUCUGCUUCAGCAAUGCGCGCAUCAAUGGCGUCAAGCCGGAGGUGAUUGGCGGACCACUCGGCAAUCUGCGUCCCGUUGGGGGCGGCGGCGGCGUCGGCGGAGUGGGUGGCAAUGGAGGCUCGGUGCAGUGCCCAUCGCCGCAUCCCUCGUCGUCCUCCUCCUCAUCGCAGCUUUCCCCGCAGACGCCAUCGCAGACGCCGCCACGCGGCACGCCCACCGUCAUCAUGGGCGAGAGCUGUGGCGUUCGCACCAUGGUCUGGGGCUACGAGCCACCGCCACCAUCCGCCGGCCAAGGAGCAGCACACUCCCAUCCGCAUCCGCAUCCACAUCCGCAGCAGCAGCAGCAGCAGCAACAGUCGCCCCACCACCAGCAACAGCAGCAUCAACAGCAGCAACAGCAGCAGCAGCAGCAGCAGCAGCAGCAGCAGCAGAGCGGCGUGGUCAGUCAGGUGCACUGCCUGCAGUCGGCACUGCCCUCGCCCUCUGCUGGCUCCAUCACACCCUCCCACUCGUCCGGCGGCGGUGGAUCGGGCAGCGGCUCCCUGACGCCCUCGGGGUCGUCGAGCGCGGGGCCGCAGAACAACGAGGAGGCAGCCCAGCUGCUGCUCUCGCUCGGACAGAGUCGCAUCCAGGACAUGCGAGCGCGCCCCCAUCCCUUCCGCACCCCGCACGCCCUCAAUAUGGAGCGGCUGUGGGCGGGCGACUACUCGCAGCUGCCGCCCGGCCAACUGCAGGCGCUCAAUCUCAGCGCCCAGCAGCAGUGGGGCAGCUCCAACUCGUCGGGCGUGGGCGGUGUCGGUGCGGGCGGUGCCGGCGGCAGAGGCGGUGGCCUCGAAGCGCCCCACGAGCCCACGGACGAGGAUGAACAGCCGCUGGUGUGCAUGAUCUGCGAGGACAAGGCCACCGGCCUGCACUACGGCAUCAUCACCUGCGAGGGCUGCAAGGGCUUCUUCAAGCGCACGGUGCAGAACCGACGCGUCUACACCUGCGUGGCGGAUGGCACCUGCGAAAUAACCAAAGCACAGCGCAACCGUUGUCAGUAUUGUCGAUUUAAGAAAUGCAUUGAGCAGGGCAUGGUGCUGCAGGCCGUUCGUGAGGAUCGCAUGCCAGGUGGACGCAACAGCGGCGCCGUCUACAACCUGUACAAGGUCAAAUACAAGAAGCACAAGAAGACGAACCAGAAGCAGCAGCAGCAGCAGGCCGCCCAGCAGCAACAGCAGCAGCAGCAGCAGCAGCACCAACAGCAGCAGCAGCAGAUGCACUCACCGAUCCACCAUCAUCAUCAGCAUCAACACCAGCAGCAGCAGCAGCAGCAGCAGCAUCAGCAUCAUCAGCAGCAUCACCACAACCAGCAUCAGCAGCAACUGCAGGCGCAGCUCUCGCCCCACCAUCUGCUCUCCCCGCAGCAGCAGCAACUGGCAGCCGCUGUGGCAGCAGCCGCGCAGCAUCAGCACCAGCAGCAACAACAGCAGCAACAGCAACAGCAGCAGCAACAGUCAAAGCUGAUGGGCGGUGGUGUGGACAUGAAGCCCAUGUUCCUGGGUCCCGUGCUCAAAUCGGAGCUGCUGCAGUCGCAGCCAAUGCACAGCCCGGCCCAGCAGCAGCAGCAGCAGCAAUCGUCGCCGCAUUUGUCCCUCAGCUCACCCCUGCAGCAGGGGCAGCAGCAGCAGGGACAGGGACAGGGACAGGGACAAGGUCAGCACCACAACCAUCAUCAGCAUAGCUCUGGGGGCGGUGGUGGUGGUGGAGCAUCGUCACAGCCAUCGCUGCCGCCGCAUCUGAUGAACGGCACCAUACUGAAGACGGCCCUGACCAAUCCCAGCGAGAUUGUGCAUCUGCGCCAUCGACUGGACUCGGCGGUGAGCUCGUCGAAGGACAGGCAAAUCUCGUACGAGCACGCGCUGGCCAUGAUCCAGACGCUGAUCGACUGCGAUGCCAUGGAGGACAUUGCCACGCUGCCGCACUUUAGCGAGUUCCUCGAGGACAAGUCGGAGAUCAGCGAGAAGCUGUGCAACAUCGGCGACUCCAUUGUGCACAAGCUGGUGUCGUGGACGAAGAAGUUGCCGUUCUAUCUGGAGAUACCCGUGGAGAUACACACCAAGCUGCUCACCGACAAGUGGCACGAGAUCCUCAUCCUCACCACGGCCGCCUAUCAGGCGCUGCACGGCAAGCGCUCCAGCCAAUCCGGAGCGGGUUCAGCGGCCACCGGAGCAUCCGCCAACAAUCAUGGCAGUCGUCAUGGGUCACCGGCCUCAACGCCGACACCCACGCAGACCUCAUUGUCAAUGUCCUCGCCCGCCCAGCCGCUGCACAAGGACGAUCCGGAAUUUGUGAGCGAAGUGAACUCCCAUCUGAGCACCCUGCAAACCUGCCUGACCACACUGAUGGGCCAGCCCAUUGCCAUGGAGCAGCUGAAGCUGGACGUGGGCCACAUGGUGGACAAGAUGACCCAAAUCACGAUCAUGUUCCGGCGCAUCAAGCUCAAGAUGGAGGAAUAUGUCUGCCUCAAGGUCUACAUUCUCCUGAACAAAGCAGAAGUGGAACUGGAGAGCAUUCAGGAGCGUUAUAUCCAGGUGCUGCGCUCCUAUCUGCAGAACUCAUCGCCCCAGAACCCACAGGCGCGUCUCAGCGAGCUGCUCUCCCACAUACCAGAGAUCCAGGCAGCCGCUAGCCUGCUGCUCGAGAGCAAAAUGUUCUAUGUGCCCUUCGUGCUCAAUUCGGCGAGCAUAAGGUAGCAGAUGCUUGAACACGGCCUGCUGCAAACCACCAACCAUCUACCAGCACCAACUCCGACUUCACCCGGACCACCAGAAGCGGCACAGGAGCGGGAGCGGCAGCAGCAACAACAGGAGCAGUCAGCAGGAGCAGGAGCAG